This is a messenger RNA of Vicia villosa (hairy vetch), 1503 nucleotides long. RefSeq lists its product as uncharacterized. NCBI's taxonomy places the organism in Eukaryota, Viridiplantae, Streptophyta, Magnoliopsida, Fabales, Fabaceae. The transcript is spliced from 12 exons. Bases 1 to 1503 code for a protein of 500 amino acids. The record is from RefSeq and is a predicted model, not a curated record.
AUGGCUAGACCCUUUGAGUUGGUGAAGAACAUUAACAAUACGAAGGAGCUUUGGAAAGUUGAUGUUCUUAUACAUCACAAAUGGACCGUUCUCAAUAAGAACAAGGAACAUUUUGAGUUGGUUGUCGUUGAUAAAGAUGGUUGUGACAUCCAUGUCAACGUUCCACAUCCUUUUAAACAGGCUUAUGAUUCACUUUUAACCAUUGGCAACACUUAUACAAUCUCAAACUUCCAAGUCUCUCUUAAUGAUAUGCUUUUCAAGCCUUCAGAUCAUAAAUUUAUAUUGACAUUUACUGGUGGUACAUCUGUUACCGACAAGAAUAAACAUCAAAUUCCUGCAAAGCCACUUAAAUUCACUUCUUUCACUGAUAUUAUGUCUGGGAAUUGGAAAAAGGAUGUUCUAAUAGAAAUUGGCUACACCCAACUACAACAGGGGGGCAAGAAACAACAGAUCAAUCUAUCGUUGAAAUAUUUGUCGGACAACGUUUUGAAUUGCACUUUGUGGGAAGGAUAUGCAAUGCAGUUCCAUGAAUUCAGUAAAAAUAGAAAGGACACAACUCCCCUCAUUAUUGUUUUGCAAUAUGCAAAAGUCAAGGAAGAAGGAAAGUAUCCAUUAUGUGUUUCUAACACCUUCAACGUUACAAAGUUGAUUCUCAAUGAUGACUUUCCUCAGAUUAAAGAAUUUAUUGAAAGCCUACCAAAAAUCAGUGAGGCUGAAUCUUCAAGUCAGGCUUUGAGCCUGCAGUCCCAGACACUGUCUCAAUACUCAACUUCUUCUCAACACACUCUUUAUGAUAAACUAAUGUAUAAAGCAACCGUACUUCCUUUGGUUGAAAUUGUAAAACUCAAGGAGUUAGCUCAAUGUGUUACCGUUGCGACAAUAACCAAACUCAAGGCUGCUCAAGGUGGAUGGUAUUACCAAGCAUGUCAUCAGUGUCCUAGGGUUGCUAAAGGGAAUGAACCACCCUAUGAAUUUUUUAAUUCUGGAACAAAAUCAUCAUUUGUAAUAUGGGACCGUGAAGCUUUUCAACUUUUGAAGGUCACUGCUGCUCAGAUGCGCACUAAUUUACUUGAGGCUGGUAUUACCGACCCUCUUGAGUUCCCAGUGGCGCUUGAUGCUUUAGUUGGAAUGACCAUGGUUUUCAAGGUCAAAUGGCAACCUGAUUGGGAAAAUGCGUCUGUUAUGUCUAUAUUUGAAGAUGACAUUGUAAAAAAGGAUAUACUGCGUUCAUUUGGACAGGAAUUGCCUAAUUCCCAGAACAUGCUAACUCCUAAUGUAACACAGAACAAUGAGAGUGUUGCUGAGGCUUCACAUUUGGAUGAUUGGGACAUCAUUCCGGAAACUGAUAUUACAUCUGAUGCAUUGCCGGACCCUGUUACACCAACUUCAGCUGCUAAACGGAUUGCUCCACAUGAAUCACAUGACAUUACUCCUUUAUCUCAGACGUCUGAAGUACAACAGUCUUCCACAAAGAUGAAAAAGCAUAUCAAACUGGAGAAUUAG